Messenger RNA from Heterocephalus glaber (naked mole-rat), 1128 nucleotides. RefSeq names its product olfactory receptor 8K3. NCBI's taxonomy places the organism in Eukaryota, Metazoa, Chordata, Mammalia, Rodentia, Bathyergidae. Gene Ontology annotation, biological process: G protein-coupled receptor signaling pathway. The record is from RefSeq and is a predicted model, not a curated record. Gene Ontology annotation, molecular function: olfactory receptor activity; G protein-coupled receptor activity. Gene Ontology annotation, cellular component: membrane.
AUACUUCUGAUUUUACACAAUGUAUGUUUAUAAAAUAUUUUACAAGAUGUCAACAUUAUUUUGUUUAAAUAAUAGCAUCUUUCAUCCAAGAAAAUUUUAUGAAUCUUCAUUUUCUAAAACCAGUGCUAAUGAGCUCUCUUUCUCCUAAUCAAGAUACAUCAUGUACAGGUCUUCUAAUCAUCUUGGAUGGAGGGGCACAACCUCACAGAACUGACUGAAUUUACUCUGCUGGGCAUCACAGAUCGCUCUGACCUACAGGCUCCACUGUUUGCACUGUUCCUCAUCAUCUAUGCCAUCUCAGUGCUGGGCAACCUGGGGAUGAUCAUCCUCACCCAGGUGGACUCCAGUCUGCAAACUCCCAUGUACUUUUUCCUCAGACACCUGGCUCUCACAGAUCUUGGCUAUUCCACAGCUGUGGGACCCAAAAUGUUGGAAAAUUUUCUUGUGCAUCCAAAUACAAUCUCUUAUUAUUGUUGUGCUGCCCAGCUGGCUUUAUUUCUUCUGUUUAUUGGUAGUGAGCUUUUCAUUCUGUCUGCCAUGUCUUAUGACCGCUACAUGGCCAUCUGUAACCCUCUCCUCUACACUGUCAUGAUGUCACAAAAGGUAUGUUGGGUGCUGGUGGGAAUACCCUAUCUCUACUGCACAUUUAUGUCACUUGUAGUCACCACAAAGCUUUUCACUUUGUCAUUCUGUGGCCACAAUGUCAUCAGUCAUUUCUACUGUGACUGCAUUCCCUUGUUAUCUUUGCUGUGUUCAAAUACUCAUGAAAUUGAAUGGAUAAUUAUGGCCUUUGCAGCAUUUGAUUUGAUUUCCUCUCUUCUGAUGGUUCUCGUGUCCUAUCUGCUCAUUCUGAUAGCCAUUCUCAGGAUGAAGUCUGCAGAGAGCAGGUGCAAGGCUUUGUCCACCUGUGGGUCCCACCUGACUGUGGUCACCAUGUUCUAUGGGACGCUUAUAUUUAUGUAUGUACAGCCCAAGUCCAGUCACUCCAGUGACACUGACAAAAUGUCUUCCAUGUUUUAUACUUUGAUCAUCCCAUUGUUGAAUCCUGUUAUCUACAGUUUGAGGAACAAAGAUGUAAAAUAUGCCCUUCAAAGGACCUUGAGAAAGAUAUGCAAUAUCUGUUCUUAA